AUGGUUGGAAGAAUAGAAUUGCAAGAAUGUCUUCGGGAUUCUCCUAAGUUCAGGAGUUUACUGGAGGAGGAAGAGUUGAGUGUAGAUCAACUGGAGUCCAAGCUGGAUAAAAUUUUAAAAAUUUGUGGAUCAAUGGUUGAUUCUGGAAAAACAUAUGUUGGACAACAGAGCCUAUUUGCGAACAGUUUGUGGGAUUUGAGUACACAUUUCAAUGAUGAUCCAAUGGUGCUCUCGUCAUUGAAUAAAUUGAUCCACAGUUUACAAGAAAUGAAUAAAUUCCACACUAUUUUACUAGAUCAAGCAUCACGUACCAUAUUAAAGAAUCUCACAUCAUUUGUGAAGAAUGAUAUCAAGAAAGUACAUGACUUCAAACAUCACUUUGAAAAAAUAUCAACAGAAUAUGACUCUAUUCUUGCCAGGAAUUCACAUACACCUCGAAGUAAACAACAAGAGGUUGAAGAAGUUCAAAAUAUAUUGGUUGCCGUGAGAUCGUGUUUUGGACACCAAUCUUUGGAUUAUGUGAAUAGCAUAAGUGUUCUGCAGUCCAAAAAAAGAUAUGAAAUAUUGAGCACAUUGUUGUCAUACAUGCAUGCCUGUACUACAUAUUAUCAUCAGGGCUCUGAUUUGUGUGCAGAUUUGGAACCAUUUUUCAAAACGUUGGCGGAUGAAAUAGGGGUUAUGAGAGAUGAAUCAUACAGAGUUCAGAAGGAAUUGGAGAAUACACAUUCCAUUGUAUCCAAUCUGGAACCAGUUUCAGUAAAAACUGAUAAGAAUUCCCCUACUAUGGAAGGUUAUUUAUUUAAAAGGACCUCUAACGCUUUUAAAACAUGGAACCGUAGGUGGUUUUAUCUUUAUGAUAACAAGUUGGUAUAUAGGAAGCGAUCUGGAGAAGAACAUGAAACAAUAAUGGAAGAUGAUUUGAGGUUAUGUACCGUUAAACCAGUAUUAGAUGGGGAAAGAAGAUUUUGUUUUGAAGUGUUGUCCCCUUCAAAGAGUCACAUGCUUCAGGCUGAUUCGAAGGAAAUGUACGAUUGUUGGAUACUAGCUUUACAGAAGGGCAUCGGUGCUGCCAUCCAGAGGGUUCAGAGUAUUGAUUUUGAUCAGACCAAGAAAAAUGAUUCCAGUAUCAUAAGAUAUUCAGAUUACAUUUCCAAUAGGCCUAGGCAUGAUAACAACAAUCGGACCAAAAAACGAAUGUGGGAACAGUUACUAAAAAUUCCUGGAAACAACCUUUGUUGUGAUUGUGGAAGUCCUAAUCCACGUUGGGCUAGCAUUAACCUGGGAAUAACCCUAUGUAUUGAAUGUUCAGGAGUUCAUAGAAGCUUAGGAGUACACUAUAGCAAAGUUCGGUCAUUGACGCUGGAUGAUUGGGAGCCGGAAAUCAUCAAAGUUAUGGUGGAAUUGGGAAAUUCAGUGGUUAAUAAAAUUUAUGAAGCUGAAUUGACUGAUGAUGUGAAAAGACCUUCUGAACAAUGUCUUGGGAUAAUCAGGGAAACCUUCAUAAAAUCCAAAUAUGUAGAUAAAAAAUUCGUCAAGUGCUUGCCUCAGUUCAAUAAAAGCUCUCCCUCCUUCAACCGCAACUCUCGGUUGAGCCUCAUGGAAGUCAGAAAAUGGAGUGUUAGGAAGGUGAGACGAAGACCAAGGAGCGGCGACAAAAGGGAGAAAAAGCAACCGAUCACCGCGAUCGCUAAGGCGACCAACAUCGAAGAUAUCCCCGAAAGUCUGGAGAGCAGCAGCAGCAGCAGCGGCGCGGGCAGAGACGAAGACACUGGCAGCGAGUCAUCGAAGAGGAACAGUCUGAAGAAGAGGAGUAGCGUGCUGUUGUUCGGGAACGAUCUCGAUAAGCAGCCUAUCGAGGGGGCGAUCGAUCUUAGUAGCGAUCAGGAGUCGACUGGGGGUGAGGAGGAGAAUGAGAUUGUUGGAGAAGAAGAUAUUGCUAAGCUUCAACCGAACUCUCUUUUAUACAAAGCUGCUGCCGCCCAUAACCUUCCAGUGAUGUGUGAAGCUCUUGCCUUAGGUGCUGAUAAAUCUUGGAACAAUCCCGACGAUAAGGGAAGGAGUCCCCUCCAUGCAGCAGUAAUUAGUGGUUCUGUCAUGCCUUGUGCCUACCUCUUGCUUAACGGUGCGAAACUCAACGCUCAAGACCAAAACGGCAAGACCCCUUUGCUGCUCGCCACUCAAGAGGGUCAUACGGCCCAAGUGUGCCUCUUUCUGAAACACAGAGCCGACCAGCACCUGGAAGACGACGAGGGGAAAGUCCCGCUUGCCAUUGCCGAACAAAAGGAGCAUGCCGAUAUCGUCACAUUGUUGCGAUUGGGUAGACUGAACGAUGAAAUGAAAGACUCUGAAAUGGGAAUCUCAGGUGACGACACAUUCAAUGAUGUGGUGAGAGAUUUCUCCCGACUAGCUUGUUCACACCCAGAAAAAUUGCAGAGGCCAAAAAAUGAAGACGAAUAA
This is a messenger RNA of Phaedon cochleariae (mustard beetle), 2457 nucleotides long. NCBI's taxonomy places the organism in Eukaryota, Metazoa, Arthropoda, Insecta, Coleoptera, Chrysomelidae. The record is from the annotation of a GenBank genome assembly.